Macroventuria anomochaeta is the source of this 681-nucleotide messenger RNA. RefSeq lists its product as uncharacterized. NCBI's taxonomy places the organism in Eukaryota, Fungi, Ascomycota, Dothideomycetes, Pleosporales, Didymellaceae. The record is from RefSeq and is a predicted model, not a curated record. Gene Ontology annotation, cellular component: mitochondrial large ribosomal subunit. Gene Ontology annotation, molecular function: structural constituent of ribosome. Bases 1 to 681 code for a protein of 226 amino acids. The transcript has 2 exons.
AUGAUAUGCCGAACCUGCCUGCGGGCCUCCCGCUCUCUCGCACCCCCAUCGCGACGCUUCAUAUCGACCUCUCCCGCCUUGCACAACGCAACACCCGUCUCCUCUGCCUCUACACCCACACCACGCCAAGGCUCCCCAACAUCUUCGCACGCUCCCCCGGCUGCUACAUCGACAUCCGCUGCACAGCCCUUCAGCGCGCCUCUCACACCGAAGCCGAGUCCUGCGAUUGAGAAGAAUGCCGCCAAGGUCGCGGACAAGAAGCCCACACCAUUGGUGAAGAGCUCAGUGCCCGCGGGCACGCCACUGAAGGGGCUGAACUUCGAGAAGAACAAGAGCGAUCCCGUGGCGCUGGCGGACGACGAGUAUCCAGCCUGGCUAUGGACGAUCCUGGCGAGGCAGGAGGAUAAGGGUGAUGUUGGGGCUGUGGGAGAUUUAUUUUCGAAAUCCAAGAAACAGCGAAGACUCGCCGCGAAGCGUCUCCGGAAGGAACAAGCCAUGAACCCCGAGCUUCUCACGCCGAAGAUCCCGCUCUACGAGCAGACGAUUGACUUGCCGGCUGGAAACGGUAGUUUGGAGGGUGCGAUGGAGGCAGCGGGUGCGAGAGAAGAGUUGACGAAGGCGAUGAGGGAUAAGAGGAGGGCGAGCAUUAAGGAGGCUAAUUUCUUGAAGGCUAUGGGAUAG